This is a messenger RNA of Triticum dicoccoides, 748 nucleotides long. RefSeq names its product photosystem II reaction center W protein, chloroplastic-like. Bases 94 to 480 code for a protein of 128 amino acids. Gene Ontology annotation, biological process: photosynthesis; photosystem II stabilization. Gene Ontology annotation, cellular component: chloroplast; chloroplast thylakoid membrane; photosystem II. The transcript is spliced from 2 exons. The record is from RefSeq and is a predicted model, not a curated record. Lineage: Eukaryota; Viridiplantae; Streptophyta; Magnoliopsida; Poales; Poaceae.
UAUACGGCGCCAGGAUGCCCAGAGAAUUUGCUCACACACACUUCCCCUGCUCUCACUUGCUGCAUCUUCCCCCGGAGCUCAGGUCAAUCUACAAUGGCAAUGAUCAGUCCUGCCGCCGCCACUGUCGUCGCCGCCAGGCCGGGGCAGGCUCUAGGGCUGCCUCAGCUUAGGGUGACCAGGGCCGAGAGGCUGAGGUGCGGCUGCUCCAAGGACCGCAAGGAGGCGGCAGCGGCGAGUCCGGCGGUCGUGAAGGGCGUGCCGCUGCUGGCCGCGGCGAGCGCAGCCGUUACGGCGGCGGCCCCGGCGCUGGCGCUGGUGGACGAGCGGAUGUCGACGGAGGGCACGGGGCUGAGCCUGGGGCUGAGCAACAACCUGCUGGGGUGGAUCCUGCUGGGCGUGUUCGGCCUCAUCUGGUCCCUCUACACCGUCUACUCCUCCACCCUGGACGACGACGACGAGUCCGGCGGCCUCUCCCUCUGAAGUCCCACCACCAGCACCAUCUUCUUCCUCCUGCCUGCCCGCCUCAUCCUUGAAAGCUUUGAGUAAUUACCAGACGAAUGCCGAGUUACUGAUUACGGUAGGAGAACUGUAAGAUGCAGUAUGCCAGUGUUAAACCGUUGCAGUUAUUAACUUGUUGUUUGGAUCACAAAAUCUCGUUGCCAGUACUACGAAGCAAGUCCAGUUGUGUUAAUUCAUCCAUCUCACACAAGCCUUGGGGCUCGAAGUAAGAUCCAACGCAUCCUUGAUU